AGGAAUGAUAAAUUCUCGUGUAUACCAUCUGAGAUAUCUUUUGUAAAUACUGCAUGCAAGAUGAGAUUUUAAAACUAAACACAAGAGAAUUAAUUAUUAAUCGUUUAUACGUAAACGACAACACGUCGCACAGACAAUUUUGCGAAAUUGCAGUAAAUUUCAACGUCGAAACUCGAAAGAAGCAAUAAACUUAUCGGAAUUUCGGUUGCAUUUUGGGCAGUAUAAACGAUUCGUACUCGAGAUUCAACAAGGUCCAUCUCAAGAAAGCGGCAAGUAAUUGUCUGCAUGUCAGAGUUCAAGCUUGUUUUUCCGGGAUUCAUAUAGCGGAUUAUGCUGUAGCGAAGGUUAAGGUUUCUUUGUGAUUCCAGGAAGCGUUUAAAACUAUACCGAGAAUAACAUCUAUAUAUACACGGGCAAUGGUUGAAGGCAGUUUUCGAAGCGUCGAUCCUCUAGCCUAUUACGUGAACAGCCUUGACGACUUCGACAGAGAGGUUGUCGUAGCGUUUAAGGAGAAAAAAAGCGAUGUUUUGAAAAGAAUCACCUCGCAAGAAGGCAAAGGGGAGUACGAUAUAUUUAUUUGCGUGUCGAAGAGUUGGCAUGGCUUCGUAUUGUGUGUCCCUGCCGGAACCGAUCCGCAAUUUGCAGACAUGAUUGAAGACGUUAUAAAGUCCCCAUUCGACGUUCCAGAUAAAAUCCUAUGUUUUGCCUACGAGUUGUGCUUCGAGAAGGAAAAGAUGCGGACGUAUAAGAUCCGAAAGACCUUCACGCUUUUCGAAAACAUCAAAGGAAGGAUCGGUUCUCGGAGCUACUUCAUUGGCCAUUACAAAAACAUUGGCCCGUUGAGUUUUCAGCUCGCCGCAAUGAGAGCGGCGCCACAUCGUUACGCCGUGCUUCUCAACGACUGUGUUGAGUUCUCCAAGGAGUUUUGUAUCCAAGCGUUGGCUUACAGCUCCAAUUGGCGAGAAAUCGAGGAGGGGGUGAACGAGAACAUCAAGAAAGCCACGGCUAGCGGCUACAGCGUCGAGUAUCUCUCGCGAAAAGUGGAAAGCGCAGGUUUACUGGGGAACUUCUCGUUUGGAGGGACUGACGUGAGCAGCUUUUUGACGGAAAGAAGCAAGGCUCUCACGACUUUAGUCGUCAUUGUGUUCAUGCUGGUGUAUCCCAUUUUAGUGUUUGUUGUCUGUUUUAAACUCGCAAAAUAUAUAUCUUAGAAUGACUUGGGAGUAUUCUUGGAGCGUAUUCAGUUACGAAUUUGAUAUUUCAACGUAAAGCGACGUAUAUUUUGUAAACAUAUGUGAGUGAACUCAUUUGAAAACCAGCAAGACGCCAUAAUGUCGUAAAACAAAAGUAAACUAAAACUCGGCAUUGUCACUGAUCAUGUAUGUUUCCA
Molecule: messenger RNA, 1390 nt
Organism: Dendronephthya gigantea
Lineage: Eukaryota; Metazoa; Cnidaria; Anthozoa; Malacalcyonacea; Nephtheidae
Exons: 1
Coding region: 417-1211 (264 amino acids)
Source: RefSeq, a predicted model, not a curated record